This is a messenger RNA of Ochotona princeps (American pika), 2434 nucleotides long. It is a transcript of the gene FRMD6, whose product is annotated as FERM domain containing 6. NCBI's taxonomy places the organism in Eukaryota, Metazoa, Chordata, Mammalia, Lagomorpha, Ochotonidae. Gene Ontology annotation, biological process: positive regulation of hippo signaling. Bases 282 to 2150 code for a protein of 622 amino acids. Gene Ontology annotation, cellular component: cytoplasmic side of apical plasma membrane; cytoskeleton. The record is from RefSeq and is a predicted model, not a curated record. The transcript has 14 exons.
CGGGUCUGGGGCGGGGCGUUCGGCUGGAUUCCCCGGCCGAGGCGCUGAGGGGAGCUGUGGAGGGUUCGGCGCCGGCAGGAAGAGGCUGGGAGCUGAGGGGAGUCCGACGCCGGGUGUCGCGGGACUUUCUCCGAGCUAUGAAACCUACGUAGUCAAGCCCCACAAUACUUCUGCUGUCCGAUGUGUGAUGAGGAAGAGAAUUUGGCUUUGGAACGCUGGGAACCUGAGGCAUCGCCGAGGACUCGGAGCCCAGCCCUGACCACUAGAGAGCCCACAACACAAUGAACAAAUUGAACUUCCAUAACAACAGAGUCAUGCAAGACCGCAGGAGUGUGUGCAUUUUCCUUCCCAAUGAUGAAUCUCUGAACAUCAUCAUAAAUGUUAAAAUUUUGUGCCAUCAGUUGCUGGUCCAGGUGUGUGACCUGCUCAGGCUAAAGGACUGUCACCUCUUUGGACUCAGUGUCAUACAGAAUAAUGAACACGUGUAUAUGGAGUUGUCACAAAAGCUUUAUAAGUAUUGUCCAAAAGAAUGGAAGAAAGAGGCCAGCAAGGUACGACAAUACGAAGUCACUUGGGGUAUUGACCAAUUUGGGCCUCCUAUGAUUAUACACUUCCGUGUACAGUAUUAUGUGGAAAAUGGCAGAUUGAUCAGUGACAGAGCUGCAAGAUACUAUUAUUACUGGCACCUGAGAAAACAAGUGCUGCAUUCUCAGUGUGUGCUCCGAGAGGAGGCCUACUUCCUGCUGGCAGCCUUUGCCCUGCAGGCUGAUCUUGGGAACUUCAAAAGGAACAAGCACUAUGGAAAGUACUUUGAGCCAGAGGCUUACUUCCCAGCUUGGGUUGUUUCCAAGAGGGGGAAGGACUACAUCCUGAAGCACAUUCCAAACAUGCACAAAGAUCAGUUUGCACUGACCGCUUCCGAGGCACAUCUGAAAUACAUCAAAGAGGCCGUCCGACUGGAUGAUGUCGCGGUUCAUUACUACAGAUUGUACAAGGAUAAAAGGGAAAUUGAAGCUUCACUCACCCUUGGAUUGACUAUGCGCGGAAUACAGAUUUUUCAGAAUUUAGAUGAAGAAAAACAGUUACUUUAUGAUUUCCCCUGGACAAAUGUUGGAAAGUUGGUAUUUGUGGGGAAAAGAUUUGAGAUUCUGCCCGAUGGCCUGCCUUCUGCCAGGAAGCUCAUAUACUAUACGGGUUGCCCCCUGCGCUCCAGGCACCUGCUGCAGCUGCUGAGCAACAGCCACCGUCUCUACAUGAAUCUGCAGCCCAUCCUGCGCCACAUCCGGAAGCUGGAGGAAAAUGAAGAGAAGAAGCAAUACCGGGAGUCUUACAUCAGUGACAACCUGGACCUGGACAUGGACCAGCUGGAGAAGCGCUCUCGGGCCAGCGGGAGCAGUGCGGGCAGUGUGAAACACAAGCGCCUUUCUCGUCACUCUACCACCAGCCACAGCAGCUCCCACACCUCAGGCAUUGAGGCCGACACCAAGCCACGGGACACAGGCCCUGAGGACAGCUGUUCCGGCAGUGCUCUGCACCACAAGCUGAAAACUUGCAGCUCGAUGACCAGCCAUGGCAGCUCCCACACUUCCGGGGUAGAGAGUGGUGGCAAGGACCGCCUGGAGGAGGACUCGCAAGACGAUGAAAUUGAAAUGUUGGUCGAUGACCCCAGGGACCUGGAGCCCAUGAAUGAAGAGUCUCUGGAAGUCAGCCCAGACAUGUGCAUCUAUAUCACGGAGGACAUGCUGAUGUCCCAGAAGCUGAAUGGACACUCUGGAUUGAUUGUGAAAGAAAUUGGUUCAUCCACCUCCAGCUCAUCAGAAACUGUGGUGAAACUGCGUGGCCAGAGCACCGAUUCCCUUCCACAGACUGUGUGUCGAAAACCAAAGACCUCCACUGAUCGACAUAGCUUGAGCCUUGAUGACAUCAGACUUUACCAGAAAGACUUCUUGCGCAUUGCAGGUCUGUGUCAGGACACUGCUCAGAGUUAUACCUUUGGAUGUGGCCAUGAACUUGAUGAGGAAGGCCUGUAUUGCAACAGCUGCUUGGCCCAGCAGUGCGUCAACAUCCAAGAUGCUUUUCCAGUUAAAAGAACCAGCAAGUACUUUUCUCUGGAUCUCACUCAUGACGAAGUUCCAGAGUUUGUUGUAUAAAGCCCAUGUGUGGGCAGCCUGCUGUUGGCCAGCGGCUGUGGGAGUUAUGGGCUCUUCCCGUAGUCCUUGUGCCAUAUCUUCACCCCAAACAGCUCUUUCUUUAUAAUAUUUGUGAUGGAAACAAAGCCUUGAGACAAUUGCACUUUAAGUAUUAUGCAGAAGUAAACGUUACAGAGAAUGUACAGCAAGACAAGUGCCAGAAGUUGAUGGACCCUUGGGAGGGAAAUAUGCUUUACUGGUUACCAAGCCUCUGGAACACCAAAGCAUGGUGUGCUUUCUUCGCU